AUGACGGGACUCAAGCGCGUCCGUCGCCCGGCUGCCGCCGACGACAAGGACGACCGACCCCGCGACAACAAUGACGCCGACAGCGACAGCGACACCAACCAUCACCCAGGGCCCAGCACCAAGCGCCGCAAACUGACCGCCUUCGACUCCGACUCCGCCCCAGCAAAUCCCUCUUCCGUCUCGGCCCCCGUCACCGCCGGAACCGUGUCCAUAAAACACACACCCUAUCCUAAUUCCACACCGCCUUCCCGUACCGGGGCCGACCUUCUUUCCCCUCUGUCUGACGAGCUCCUUCUGCGCAUUCUUUCACACCUGUCGCUGCCCCACUUGCUCGCCGUGGCGCCUGUAUCAAGGAGGUUCUAUCGCUUGGCGUCGGACUCACAGCUGUGGAAGGCGCUGUAUUACGAGAGGUUUGUUUUGCCAAGGGUGAUGAGGAUACCGGGGUUUAGGGAUGGGAUGAGUACUGGGAAGGAAGGGGCAGGCAGGUUAAGGUUUCAUCAUGCUGGGAGGAAGAUGUUGUGGGUUGAUGGGAGGAGGAAGGAACAAAGGGAGGAUGAAGAAGAGGAGUAUAGGCCUGUGGAUUGGAAGAGGCAGUAUAAGAUAAGAUACAAUUGGGCUAGGGGGAAAUGUGCGGUUGAGGAAUUGAAGUUGAGCGGGGAGCUGGCGAUAGACGAUGAAGAGGAGGGGAGGAGGAUGCUGGUUAAGGUAGUAGAGGGCCUUGCCGUUACUGCUGAUAGGGUCGAGGGGUUGCGAGCUUGGGAUCUUAAGACGCGGAGUUUGAUCGCCCAAAUUGAGGUUGUGGAUGGGAACGAGAGGACUGCCCCGAGUGCCAUUGCUGUUGACGACUCGGAGCAUCACAAGGGAAUCCUCGAUGUGGCAUUGGGGUUCACUGACGGCAGCUUUGGGGUGUGGAGGUUGACUACGAAGGACAGGAAACUUGCGUUGCGGUAUCGGCAUGCCAAGUCGAGCAAUGGAGAGCUGAUCGCAAUGAGUUUUCUGUACCCCUAUCUGUUGACGGCCACGCGGGCAGUCUUGAUCUCACUCUACACUUUUGAGGUUCCAAUCACCGUCGAGACGGGCCAAGAGUGUCAUCCACCACGACAUACAGUCAUGAAAGGUCCUACGGAGGAGGACACACAGCUUCCAGCCCCCUAUCUCCUGACGUCCUUGGACUCACAUACUUCACGGCCUCCGUUGGCUUUAUCUAUCCGUAGGGCGGCAGGCAUUACGAUUGCCUCCGUGGCCUACACGUUUUCUACACGACGGGGAUGGUCCAUUGGCAUCCAGGAUCUUCACAUUCAGCAGGUAUCUAAGGGGCUCAAGUCGUCCCCUGAAAUUACAACAACCCGGCUUGCUUUCACAACACCAGUCGAGGCAAGCCCUUACACGACCUCAUCAUCCUCUCCUCGCACCCACAGCAGCCCGUCCUCUUCGUCGGCUACUCAUUCCGAGUCCGAACCGGGUCCCCUAACUCUAUGCUACACCCAUCCAUAUCUGCUCGCAACCCUCCCCGACAACACCCUCGUGCUGCACUUGUGUACAUCGACAGCCACGUCCCUCACCCUUUCAGACGGCAUACGUCUCUGGGGCCAUACCUCAGGCAUUAGUGACGCAGAGAUUACGGCUCGAGGGAAGGCUGUCAGUGUUAGUACAAGGGGAGAGGAGAUGAGAGUUUGGGAGCUGGAAGGACGGUCACUGUCUGGCAGCAAGAGUGUAGAGGUUCGGCCUUGGCAAGAUUCUUCUGAUAAUGGACGCAGGGCGCUUGCAGGGGAAGGCUUAAAUGCAGGGGAUCCAGCUCGGGAUUGGGACGAGAGGCGCAAUUGGGUCGGAUUUGACGAUGAGAUGGUCAUCGUGCUGAAGGAGAGGAAAGGAGGAAGACAGAGCCUCAUGGUGUACGAUUUCACUUGA
Molecule: messenger RNA, 1908 nt
Organism: Thermochaetoides thermophila DSM 1495
Lineage: Eukaryota; Fungi; Ascomycota; Sordariomycetes; Sordariales; Chaetomiaceae
Exons: 1
Coding region: 1-1908 (635 amino acids)
Biological process (GO): SCF-dependent proteasomal ubiquitin-dependent protein catabolic process
Cellular component (GO): SCF ubiquitin ligase complex
Molecular function (GO): protein binding
Source: RefSeq, a predicted model, not a curated record